UUCUCUCGGGUAAAACAUUUUGAAAAUCACAGUGAGAGCAGUGCAGCAGCAGCACGUGGGAGUCUGAAAGGGACCACAAAGAAGAAUUGUCUCUAGAGCUGAAUUGAGACUGGAUACAGGAAAACUCAGAAUUAAACUUACAUAGAGCAAAUUGCAAACAAUUGAAAAGCGUUAAAAAACAACUCACAGAGAGGAGGUAUCCACGCGCACAAUGACUCACGAUGUUUUCUCACCUCUGCUGCUGCUCCUAUCUGUGUUUUGGACGUCCCACGGCUGUCUGCAGGACACCGCUUCAGCCUACAGAUUCACCGGAGCUGUGUGUCGCCUCACCUACCCCGCGGCCGCUGUGUUGAAUGAAAAAACCACUAAAGUGAUUGAGGCGGCGUUCCAGCACGCCAGGUACCCAAGUGUGAAGGGAGAGAAAUCCCUGCUCAUUAUCGGCACAGUCAGAUAUGGCCUGGACAAUUUGGAGAUUCACAACCUGUCGAUUGGUCGGAGUACAUUUGAACUGCACCCAGGUAAAGGUAUUGCCUUGGAAAUAAGCAACGUGUCGGCAGUCUUCAGAGGGAACAUCCAGUACGGAUACGGCAGCUGGCUUGUCAACGUUGCACACUCAGUCGAGUUUGAAAUUGAAUCUCAGAUUGAUCUUGGAAUCAACCCCAAACUAUACUGCGGAAAAGGGAAGGUGGCUGCAGACACAUCAGACUGUUACCUGAAUUUUCACAAGCUGCGUCUGCACCUGCAGGGCGACAAAGAACCAAACUGGCUGAAGAAGCUCUUCACCGACUUCAUCACCUUCACUGUCAAACUGGUCGUAAAGGGACAGAUUUGUAAGGAGAUCAACAAGCUGGCAAAUAUUCUGUCUGACUUCAUUCAAGACACAGCAGAGCAGUUCCUCAGUGAUGGAGACAUCAGUAUGAACAUUGGUGUAACUGCUGCUCCCGUCAUCACUGCUAACUACAUAGAAUCAUACCACAAGGGUCUGACCAACUACAACAACACUUCUGCUGUCAUCACUGACUCUGUUUUUCACCCCAGUCAGCUGACUGAACACAGGAUGCUCUAUUUUUGGAUCUCAGACCAGGUCUUAAACCCUAUGAUUACUGCUGGCCACCAAGAUGGUCGUUUCCAACUCAACGUGUCUGGAGCAGAGCUCGCUGAACUUUUCAACACCGAUCUCUCCGCUGCCAUGCCUGAAUUUAUUAGAAAGUGUUUGCUGGAAUCAGAUUCUCCAGAGCUGAGAGUCUGGAGUUCAUCUGUUCCCCGCCUCAACACCUCCACCCGGGGCACCACCGUCUGGGCGAGGGCCUCCGGGCAGCUCCACUGCGGGAGUCAAGGCACACCAACACUCUUCUUUCAAACGGAUGUGUCCAUUGACGUCACAGCGUCCUACGCUGACAAGAAACUCUUCCUGCAGGGUAACGGUCAGAGUACAGUCUCUGUGUUACAAGCUGAGCUGCUCAUACAAAAUCAAAGGCUGUCAGAUGAUGUACAGUCGGAGUUUGUAAGAGAAGCUGUGGAGAAGAUCGGUGUUCCUAAAGUCCUGUCUGUUCUGGAGGUCGAGCUCACCAGGCUGCUCAACAAACAGGGAGUUCACUUAUUUGACAUCUUGAACCCUGAGGUGCUUCCUCGGGAUGGUUACGUCUUGAUUCAGAUGGAUUUCGGUUUCCCUCAUCACCUCCUGGUUGAGUUCCUCAGGAAGACAAUGCAGGAAAUGGGCAACAAUUCAGACCUGUGAGCCAGAUUUCAUGUUAGUGGCUUGCAUGACAUUUCAAAUAUAUAAAAUUUACCUUUCACAGUGAUAAUCAUCACGUUUUUAUAGCCACAGAAAACAUGCUCUGUUGCAUUGUAGUCGCAUAUUUUGAUUUUGACCAUUUUUAUGUAUUUUAACCAUCAUGUUUAGUUAUAAGAACUUGCUGGGCUCUUUUUGUAAACAAGCUUGUUCUCAUUUCCACUGAUGACUCACUGUGAUGAGUGCAUGGCACCAAAUUUAGAAUCGGAUAAAACAUGCAAGUGUUCAUUUUUAAAUGUGUAAAAUGUGUAAAUCACUCACUUUAUUUUUUUGGUUAUGUAAAGAUAGAG
Plectropomus leopardus (leopard coralgrouper) is the source of this 2082-nucleotide messenger RNA. The record is from RefSeq and is a predicted model, not a curated record. Lineage: Eukaryota; Metazoa; Chordata; Actinopteri; Perciformes; Serranidae.